GUGUUCCGACUUGUUCCGACUUACCGCGAGUAAUGCGUGGGUCCAUGUGUAUUGUUGACAACGUUUCAGUUCGUGAUUUACUUUCGAAGUGUUCCUUCAAGAGGAUAAGGUUAAGUUAGAAGUUUAACAUAUAAAUAAAAUAACUCGAAUUAUUUUAUGAUAAAAAAUAAUGACAAACCAAAGACCAAUUUCAUGUGGACUAGAUCUUUGUUCUGUACCUGAUCUAAGUAAUUGCUUAUUUGCUGCAACUUCAUCUAGAUUUGAAUUUAUAUGUAUACCACUUGUACAUCCAUUGUUUAAAAGAGAAUUUAUUUCCGGUGUUGUCAAAAAUCGACCAGGCCCACUUACAAGACCUGAUUUAGUGUUAUGUACUUCUGAUUGGAAUAAUUUAAUUAUUGGGAAAAUAUCAUCGCAUAUAAAAGUCGAUGCUAAAGAUUUUAAUUAUAGAAAAAAUAGCGAAGAAACUUUAAAUCAAGAAUUAUCAUUAGCUAGUCAUUUAGGAUUGGCAGGAAUCACGCUUAAAUUAAUAGGAGGCAUAGAAAAGAAUAUAAAUCUUGCCAGAAUUAUUAAUGAUAAGUUAUCAGCUACUUGUAAUUUUCAAAUAUGGGUACAAAUACCAAUGGAAAAUCCAUUAAAACAAGCACUUUCAUACAGAGAGGAGGAAAAUAUUAUGGUUGAAAAUACUUGGGAAUGGUGGAAUGGUUUUAGAACAGUUUGUGAUUACGAUAAGAAAUUAGCAAUUGCUUUGAUUGUAAGUCAUGAUCUUCCUGAAUCAGAAGAGAUUGAUAGGUGGUUAGGAGAACCUGUAAGAUGUUUGAUACUGCCAACAACUUUAUUUAUAACUAAUAAAAAGGGAUAUCCUGUGCUAAGUAAAGCACAUCAAAUAUUGAUAAAGAAAUUUGCUAUGUUGGAAGUACAAUUUAUAUUGACAGGAGCAAACCGAUAUAGUAGCAUUACACUUUAUCAUAAUUACUUGGACUAUUUAUGGAAGAAUUGUCAAAUAGAUGGGCCUGUUGAACGAUUUGCUCGCGGUUACGAAGAUUAUUUGCAAUGUCCCCUACAACCUUUGAUGGAUAAUCUUGAAUCACAGACAUAUGAAAUAUUUGAAAAGGAUCCUAUAAAGUAUACUCAGUAUCAAGCUGCUAUAGUUCAAGCAAUAAUAAAUAUAAAUUUGAAAAGGGAAACUAAACUUGAUAAAUUGAUAAUCAUGGUUGUGGGAGCUGGAAGAGGACCACUUGUGCGUGCUGCAUUAAAUGCUGCCAAGUUGACAAAUCAAGAAAUUAAAGUAUAUGCAGUUGAGAAAAAUCCAAAUGCUGUCAAUACCCUGCAAGCUCUUCAAGGAGAUAUGUGGGGAGACAAAGUAAGCGUAGUAUCAUGUGACAUGAGAGACUGGUGUGCUCCAGAACAAGCAGAUAUUCUUAUAUCUGAAUUACUUGGAUCUUUUGGAGAUAAUGAACUUUCUCCUGAAUGUUUGGAUGGUGUUCAACGAUUUUUGAAAGAUGAUGGAAUCAGUAUUCCAUGUUCAUACACUUCGUAUAUUGGUCCUGUACAAUCAUCUAAAUUAUAUAAUGAAGUACGACAAUGUAAAGAUAAGGACAAACAUCCUCUUGUAAAUUUCGAGACACCAUAUGUAGUUCACUUGCAAAAUAAGUAUGACAUAGCAAAGCCACAACCUUUAUUUACGUUUAAACAUCCAAAUAAAGAUGAAAUUAUUGAUAAUAACAGAUAUGAGGUAAAGACUUUUGAUGUUGAACAAGAUUCCAUACUUCAUGGAUUUUCUGGUUAUUUCAAAGCAAUCUUAUAUGAUAACAUUACAUUAAGUAUAGAACCUAGUACACACAGUCCUGAAAUGUUUAGCUGGUUUCCUAUUUUCUUUCCUAUAAAGGAAUCUAUUCAGUUGAAAAAGGGGAACAAAAUAGUAUUGCAUUUUUGGCGCCGAUGCAAUGCCAAAAAUGUUUGGUACGAGUGGUGUAUCAGUGAACCAAUUAUAGGAUCAAUUCAUAAUCCAAAUGGACGAUCUUAUACUAUUGGUUUAUAACACACAUACGCACAUAAACGCAUACGUGUAUAUGUAUUUAAUAAUGCGCUUUACUUUUCUCUAGUAUUAUCAAAAUUAAAAAUAAAUAUACUUAUUUUAA
Messenger RNA from Vespula vulgaris, 2138 nucleotides. RefSeq names its product protein arginine N-methyltransferase 5 (gene csul). The record is from RefSeq and is a predicted model, not a curated record. Gene Ontology annotation, cellular component: nucleus; cytosol. The transcript has 12 exons. Lineage: Eukaryota; Metazoa; Arthropoda; Insecta; Hymenoptera; Vespidae. Gene Ontology annotation, biological process: regulation of DNA-templated transcription; peptidyl-arginine N-methylation. The coding region runs from base 170 to 2038 and encodes 622 amino acids.